CUGGUUGGCCUUCUUCAAAUGUCAUUGCAGUAAAAUGUCUAUACAAGGAUGUACAUUUAUGUACCUAUGUGUUGUUUUGCUUAUAAGUGGAAGAUGUCAACCACCUGAAUCUAUGGGUGAAUCCGACACAUUUCAUGGUGCUAAUCAAUAUGAUUUCUCUAUCAUUGUUGAAGGAGGUAAACAGGAAUGCUUCUGGCAGUACGCUGAUCAAAAAGGCAAUUUUUACUUCAACCAUGAGGUUCAAUGGGUAAUGGGAUUACAGAACGACAGAGCUAUCACUGCCACAAUUAAUGCACCCAAUGGAUAUUUGAUAGAAACAUCCAGUGGAACAAGUGGCCAAAUUAACUUCAAAACAACUGAAUCAGGUUUUUAUCAACUUUGCUUGAGCAACUUCUUGUCACAUUUUGGAUCAAAACAGAUCUUUAUCAGUUUUGGAAUUUACUUUGAUGAUUUUGCUGAGAAGGAGGAAACAGUAAAUGUUCAACAGAAUGAUACCAUUUCAACUAUUCAGGAAACAACUAUGAAAUUGCACAACUAUGUCUUCCAUAUGUGGAAAUACUAUAAUUUUGCAAGGAUGCAUAAAGGAGCUGAUUACUUUGUCGCGCUGGCACUCAAUAAUUAUGUGUUCUGGUGGUCAUUUUCCCAGAGCGUAAUCAUUGUCUUAUCUGCUGUUGUGCAGCUUUAUUUUCUCAACCAGUUGUUUGUUGUGAAAGCCACCACUGCAAAUGAUAAGCCUAGGUGCUAGACACAGUUUCAUUUAAGAAAUGUAAUUGUACCAAAUUGACGGAACUAUGACAUUUCUUACAAACAUUAUCUUUGGAUCUAGUAUUUGUUUUUAUACAGAUCUCAAAUAUUAUUAACCAAUUCAUUGUAACUAUUUUAGUUUCAAAACAGAACAAAAGUUGAUUCACCAGAAUACAUAAAAAGGCCAAAUACAUCUGUCUGAAACCUGUAAGAUCAUAGAUAACCAUAUCUGCUCAUUUUUUUAUUACAUUCAAACUUUAGAAAUGAUUUAUUUUCCAGACAUUACAUUUCACCAAAUCUGGAAGGACACAGCAUGACAAAGAAAAUUAUGAUUUUUUUUUUUUGCUUU
Molecule: messenger RNA, 1093 nt
Organism: Leucoraja erinaceus (little skate)
Lineage: Eukaryota; Metazoa; Chordata; Chondrichthyes; Rajiformes; Rajidae
Gene: tmed6
Product: transmembrane p24 trafficking protein 6
Exons: 4
Coding region: 35-745 (236 amino acids)
Biological process (GO): endoplasmic reticulum to Golgi vesicle-mediated transport; intracellular protein transport; Golgi organization
Cellular component (GO): COPII-coated ER to Golgi transport vesicle; endoplasmic reticulum; Golgi apparatus
Source: RefSeq, a predicted model, not a curated record